CAACGCUCAGGGCAUGGGAUCCUAUCAUAUAUGAUAGGUAUCUAGACUCUCCGAUAAUGGGACACGAUCAAACAUAGAUCUGUGGACCAAAGUGCAAACGCAGUGCACGUUGUCUACAACCGGUAACACCUUUGUGGACAACAUCAGACAGGAGCAAUGAUUUCCGUGGACGCGAUGGAGUGGUUUGCGCUAAUCGAACACGUUAUUUUGACGGUGUUUAUGAUCAGUCUAGUCAGUGUAUUUGUAUCCGAAGGAUGGCCAGGAAUUGCGAGAAUAACGUUGAUAUUUCUGAAGACCUUACCUGGCUUUCAACACACGGUCGACAUGUUUGUUAAGCGCGAAGUGAAUGAUUUCGUUAAGCAGUUACGCGAAGAAGGCGGCAAGUCAAAAAAAGAACUCGAGAAGACACCGCCAAGAGUUACUCUGCCCGAGAAAGGUAUCUCAGCUGAUAUACUUCGCGAGGAGAUGACAAAAAUAAACAAAAACAAAAUAAAAACCGAUGCAGGGAAAAUAUUUGCUUUGGUUUACACAAUGGAUGAUGAUAACUUCAAACUACAAAAAGACGCUUAUGAUAUGUUUACUCAGAAGUCUGGUGUGUCGGUGAAGCACGAUGCCUUAGUUAAGGAGUUCCACCAUGCGUUCAUGCAUGAAAACGCACUUAAUCCGAUGAUGUUUCCAAGUCUUAGACGUUUUGAAACUGAAAUCGUCAGUAUGUGUGCGGAUAUGCUAAACGGUGAUGAGAAAGUUGUGGGAUCAUUGACUUCUGGCGGGACUGAAAGUAUUCUGAUGGCAGUGAAAACUUACAGAGACAGAGCGAGAAAGUUGUAUCCUGAUAUAGUACAUCCUGAAAUGGUUGCACCAAUCACUAUUCACCCAGCGUUUGAAAAAGCAGCGCAUUACUUUAACUUGACGAUUGUUCAUGUACCAAUUGAUGACGAUUUUAGAGUCAAUGUAGAUAAGUAUAAGCAGGCUGUUACAAAGAACACUGUAGCAUUAUUAGCCUCUGCAACCCAGUACUGUCAUGGUGUUGUGGAUCCUAUAGAAGAAAUUGCUGCCAUAGCAACUGAAACGGGAAUUCCCUUCCAUGUGGAUGCAUGCUUUGGAGGAUUCAUGUUGCCAUGGGUAGAGAAACUUGGAUAUCCGGUUCCUAAGUUUGAUUUCAGACUUGAUGGGGUCACGUCUAUGUCAGCUGAUUUACAUAAAUAUGGGUAUACUUCUAAAGGAUCUAGUGUUGUUCUGUAUAGAAAUGCAGAGAUACGCAAGUACCAGAUAUUUGCAUAUGGUGGUUGGCCUGGGGGGCUUUUUGGUUCCCCUAGUAUGGCAGGAACAAGACCAGGUGGAAACAUUGCGGCAUCCUGGGUUGCCUUGAGACAUCUUGGCAAAGAUGGUUAUUUAAAGAUGGCAAAAUCUUUAAUGAAGAUUACAAAGAAACUAACGGAUGGAAUCAAAAAAAUUCCAGGUUUGAAAAUUCUUGGCGACCCUUCUAUGACGUGCUUUGCCAUUGCUGCUUCUGAUCCAUCACUUGACCUUUUGGCCGUAGCUGAUGUCAUGGAAACCAAAGGCUGGAAGAUGGAGAGACAACAGUUUCCUACCAGUAUACAUUGUACAAUUCUGCCACAACAUUUAUCGAUAGCCGACCAACUAUUGGCGGACUUUGCUGAUGCAACUAAGAAGGUCUUGAAUGGAGAAGUUAAAAGCUUACCAAGUGCUUCUUCAAUGUAUGGUAUGCUGGCUAAGAUUCCUGAUAAAGCCAUCGUCAAUGACGUCAUUGUCGAAUUCUUCAGUGAAAUUUACAAGCAGUAG
Messenger RNA from Saccoglossus kowalevskii, 1803 nucleotides. RefSeq names its product sphingosine-1-phosphate lyase-like. Gene Ontology annotation, biological process: carboxylic acid metabolic process. Gene Ontology annotation, molecular function: pyridoxal phosphate binding; carbon-carbon lyase activity. The record is from RefSeq and is a predicted model, not a curated record. NCBI's taxonomy places the organism in Eukaryota, Metazoa, Hemichordata, Enteropneusta, Harrimaniidae.